Molecule: messenger RNA, 831 nt
Organism: Fundulus heteroclitus (mummichog)
Lineage: Eukaryota; Metazoa; Chordata; Actinopteri; Cyprinodontiformes; Fundulidae
Exons: 5
Coding region: 64-753 (229 amino acids)
Biological process (GO): heterophilic cell-cell adhesion; homophilic cell-cell adhesion
Cellular component (GO): adherens junction
Source: RefSeq, a predicted model, not a curated record
UUUCUUUCUUUGCUAAAUCCCUCUAUGGUCUCUCAGUGAUUGACUGUAAUCACUAGCUCAAACAUGGCCGGAAGUGUACUGGGGAUGGCAUUUUCUCUUCUGCUCCUUGCCUCUAUUAUCCAAGGUGGCAAUAAUUCUGAGCAGUUUCUUUAUGAAACACUGGAGGCUGAGGUGGGCCAGAACAUCAGUAUACCUUGUGUCAUGAAAGACGAGGCUGAUCGCAAGAUUGUUGGUUUUAAAUGGAUGAAGAAUGGAGGAACAAACCUUGCCGUUUACAUCCCAAUUCAUGGACAGUAUUUGUAUUGGCCUAACGUAACCAUCCAAGUGAAGAGAGAUGAUGUAAAAAAUGUAAUUGGUACAGAGCUUUACCUCCCUUCGGUGAACAAAUGGGACAGUGGGAUCUAUAGUUGUGAGGUCACAAUAUUUGCUUCAGAUUCUUUUACCAUUAAAACGACGUUAACAGUCAAUGAUGAAAUCAAACUAUUGUGCAAUGCCGACAAAGAGUUUGUCCCCUUUGGAGACAAUGUUACAAUCCUAUGCACAGUCAACUCCAAUGCACAGUACAGCUGGACCAAGGACAACAAGCUUGUGUCAGAGAACCAAUCCCUGGAGCUCUGGCAGGUGACAGAAGCCGAUGCAGGAGUGUAUGAGCUGACAGUAAACACAGGAAGCAAAAGCCUGCAUAAAGAGUUUAUUAUCUCCGUGCUGACUACAACCACAAGUUUAACGACGGGUUUCACAAAGCAAACUUAGGGUCCAACUGAUUCACCACACACCAGCGCUCCAAUAACCAGCAGACUUUCAACAGGUUUGGACCACUUUGGACCAAAC